Bolinopsis microptera is the source of this 480-nucleotide messenger RNA. RefSeq names its product splicing regulator SDE2-like. NCBI's taxonomy places the organism in Eukaryota, Metazoa, Ctenophora, Tentaculata, Lobata, Bolinopsidae. The coding region runs from base 1 to 480 and encodes 159 amino acids. The record is from RefSeq and is a predicted model, not a curated record. Gene Ontology annotation, cellular component: nucleus. The transcript is spliced from 4 exons.
AUGGAUCAAGUGUUUCUCAGUUUCUCCUUAGAUGAACAGCCCAUCACUAGAGCUGUCAGUUCGUCACACUGUCAAGAACUACUUGAACAGUUUCCUCCUAACAUACUGUGUCUGGUAAAUGGGAGGUCGUUUGAUACAAGUUACAAGCUACAGCAAUAUGACACUGUUACCUUACAUCCUAAACUAUGCGGAGGCAAAGGAGGGUUCGGGUCCAUGCUCCGUGCUAUUGGUGCACAGAUAGAAGCUACCACUAACAACGAUGCUUGCAGAGAUCUAAGUGGUAAGAGACUCCGUGACGUCAAGUGCGAGAAACUGAUGAAGGACUGGUCAGAAAAGAAAGCCCACGAGAAAGAUGACAGAAAGGAGAGGAAGAAACAGAAGCUUCAGAACAUUCUAGAGCGGCCUGCUCGUAUUAAAGCAGAAGAUAACACGUACAUAUCGGAGGUAAGGGAUAGCGUGAACGGUAAAACUAUCUUAUAA